Molecule: messenger RNA, 651 nt
Organism: Angiostrongylus costaricensis
Lineage: Eukaryota; Metazoa; Nematoda; Chromadorea; Rhabditida; Metastrongylidae
Source: the annotation of a GenBank genome assembly
AUGCAUAAAUAUCCGCUACGAUUGGUGACAGGAAGCGAAUAUAACCAAUGUCAACAACGAGAUCCGAUGUUUCGACGACACUGCAUUGUGGCGACAAUACUGGAAACCAGCGAGUGGGUGCUGUUCAUCGAUGCUGAUAUCGGUGUUGUGAAUCCAACAAGAUUGAUCGAAGAAUACGUGGAUACUCGCUACGACAUUACAUUUUACGACCGAUUCUGUAGUUGGGAAAUAGCAAUGGGAUCGUAUUUGGUGAAAAACACACCAUUCUCACGAUCGUUUCUUCGAGAUUUUGCCGAUUAUGAAUCUAAGCUACCGGAUUCUUUUCAUGGAAGCGAUAACGGUGCCAUUCAUGCUUAUAUUCUCGAAACACUGGCCUCGGAUUAUCGUCCCGAAGCCAAAGUGUGCUAUUCAAUUUGGAGUCGAUCGAACAGCUAUAUUGAUCUGUUCCUUUUUGAGGCAUGCAUUCGUUCAGUUUUAGGAUCACAACGAAUCUUUGACAAGGUUCGAAUCUUACGGAAGGGAACUGGUUGGGUUCGUGAUAUUUGGAUCACGAAGAGUAAGUGGAAUUCGGAGCGUGAUUUCAUGUUGCAUGGAAUGAAGGAAAGUGAUCGAUCUUCGCUUCCGGAAGGAAUUUUCGAGACGUUGAGGUAG